AUGUCUUACUUUGCUUCGCUCUUCGGCAACGAGAUCCAGACCAAGGGCGGGAUCGUCCCGACGACGGAGGCGCUCGCCAACACCAAGGUCGUGGGCAUCUACUUCUCGGCCCACUGGUGCCCGCCCUGCCGCGCCUUUACGCCGCUCCUCUCGACCUUUUACGAAGACCUCGUCGAGGACCAUGAAGACGUCGAGAUCCUCUUCGUCUCGUCCGACAAGGAGGCCGCGGGCUUCGACGAGUACUGGAGCCAGAUGACGUUCCCGGCGCUGCC
Saprolegnia parasitica CBS 223.65 is the source of this 272-nucleotide messenger RNA. RefSeq lists its product as hypothetical. The annotation marks the transcript as partial. The transcript has a single exon. NCBI's taxonomy places the organism in Eukaryota, Oomycota, Saprolegniomycetes, Saprolegniales, Saprolegniaceae. The record is from RefSeq and is a predicted model, not a curated record.